AUGAAUUUGCGUAGAACUACAAAUCCGGAGCCAUCACAACUCAAGGAAGCAUAUUUUCGUCAGAUCUUCAGAUGCGUCGAAAAAGGCUUCAAGAAAGACGAUAUUGAUGUGGCUAAGCAUAUCUUAAAAAUACGCAACGAACAAAUCAGUAUUCCUUCUUUGAAAAAAACAUUAGAGCAACUUAACAAGCAGGAAGAAACCCUUGAAGAACUAGAGAACGCAUAUCGUUUGAUUCGCGUCGUCGCUAGGAUUAUGGAUUUCGAGGUUGAAAAGGUCAAAAUACGACACCGAAAUCGUAAGCAAGGAAAGUGGUUUGGCUCAGACUUAUUGAAGGUUGAUAGAGAAGAUGAACCAGAUGAAAUUUACCAAGGAGAAAAUGGAAGAACGGGGUAUUCUCGCAACAACUGGGAAUACUUGUCCACUUCUAAACAUGCUUCCAAAUGUCACUAUGUGAACUGCGACCAAAUUUACGAUAUUAUGGUUGCCACUCUCAAGCACAUCAAUGCACCUCCCUCAGAAACGGUCAUGAAUGUCGCAGAGUUUGUGAAUUAUUUCAAAAAAGUAGCUGCGGAAGGAAGAAGUAAAAUUGUAGCGGCAGAGCAAGGAACAAGCGAGACUGUAUCAAACGAAAGACCAGUAUUAGCAGAGAGGAAACCAUUGCUAUCUGAACCUGCUGUUAGAAAGAGAAAAUUGCCGAAAGCCCACGAUCCUAAUCAGUUUAAAAAGGUACCAUAG
Cylicocyclus nassatus is the source of this 735-nucleotide messenger RNA. Lineage: Eukaryota; Metazoa; Nematoda; Chromadorea; Rhabditida; Strongylidae. The record is from the annotation of a GenBank genome assembly.